Molecule: messenger RNA, 833 nt
Organism: Aspergillus nidulans FGSC A4
Lineage: Eukaryota; Fungi; Ascomycota; Eurotiomycetes; Eurotiales; Aspergillaceae
Product: orotate phosphoribosyltransferase pyrF
Exons: 1
Coding region: 108-833 (241 amino acids)
Biological process (GO): pyrimidine nucleotide biosynthetic process; 'de novo' pyrimidine nucleobase biosynthetic process; 'de novo' UMP biosynthetic process
Molecular function (GO): orotate phosphoribosyltransferase activity
Source: RefSeq, a predicted model, not a curated record
CUUUCUCCCUAUACUUCCUAGCAAUUGCAUAGACGUUGACUUUUUUCUGAACUCAUCUGUCGCUCAGCAUUUUCUAUUGAACUCAGAAAUACAACCCAAUAAUCAAAAUGUCCGCCGCCCCAGAACAAAAAGCCGCUCUACUCCCCCUCCUCAUCUCUAACAAAGUACUCUCAUUCGGCACCUACACCCUCAAAUCCGGCCGUGAAUCGCCCUACUUCUUCACCUCUUCGCUACUACACACAGCUCCUUUGCUCCGCGCCACCUCCGCCGCCUAUGCAAGUGUCCUCUCCGCCGCGCCCUUCGUUACUACCGCCGCAGACGGCACCACAACCCCCAAUUUCGACAUUAUCUUCGGCCCUGCCUAUAAGGGAAUUCCCAUCUGUGCGGCGGUCGUAAACGAGCUCGCUGUGCGCGACUCACUCGCUGGUCAGGCCAAGGGCACCUGGGACAACGUCAGCUACUCGUUCAACCGCAAGGAAGCUAAGGACCACGGCGAGGGCGGCAACAUCGUCGGUGCGCCGCUCAAGGGCAAGCGGGUUGUCAUUGUGGACGAUGUUAUCACGGCUGGUACGGCGCUGCGCGAGGCUGUGGGCAUCAUCGAGAAGGAGGGCGGCAUUGUCUCCGGAGUAGUUGUUCUACUGGACCGUGAGGAGCGGGUUAGUGAGAGUGAAGCGAAGAGUGCUGUUGGUUGUGCUCAGCGGGAUCUGGGCGAGAAGGUUCCUGUGCGUGCGGUUAUUGGUCUGCAUGAUUUGAUUGAGAAGCUGGGAAGUGAGAUCGGAGAGGGAGAGAUCCAAAGGCUGAAAGAUUACCGGGCGAGGUAUGGUGCCAAGUGA